GCCGCAGGGGUGUGUGGGUGGGAAGGUUGGAAAAAAGAUGGCUGCCUCCGUCUCGGGCUAUACUUUCAGUUCUUUAGUUUAUCAUCACGCCAACAGCCCUUCGGACCAUGAAGGCUUUCUUUUGGGAGAUGUAAAACAACUCGAGACUUUCAGCAUUAGUGAUUCACAGAUCAGCAACACCGAGCUACUGCAAGUAAUAGAAAUCCACAACCAUGAGCCUGGCUACCAGCUCUUUAGUUUUUACGACUAUGCAGGAAGAGUUGAUGAAGAAAAUCUGGAUAGAAUCCUCAAAGGAAGGAGGAAAAAUGUUAUUGGCUGGUACAGAUUUAGAAGAAAUACACAGCAGCAGAUGUCCUACAGAGAGCAUAUUAUCCAUAAACAGCUAACAAACAUCCUUGGAGUACCUGAUCUAGUCUUCCUUCUAUUUAGCUUCAUCUCCACAGCAAACAACUCAACACAUGCAUUGGAAUAUGUGCUCUUUAGGUCCAAUCGUCGGUAUGAUCAGAGAGUUUCACUCACUAUUCCAAAUUUGGGAAAUACUAGUCAACAAGAGUACAAGAGUUCCUCAGUACCAAACACAUCAUGGAAUUAUGACAAGGUGGUAACAGAACAUGGGGCUGAGUUCUUUGACAAAGAUGGAGUGAUAAAAGAUAUCAGGGCCAUUUAUCAGGUGUACAAUGCGCUUCAGGAAAAACUGCAAACUGUAUGUGGAGAAGUGGAAAAAAGUGAACGAACAGUUGAAAGCUAUCUACUCGAAGUAGAUAAACUGAAAAAACAAAUAGCGCGCAGGAAAAGGGAGAUUGCGGAGGAAAAGAAACUUCAAGAAGCUGCACUGAAUAGAGGAUUAGCUGAAGAAAAUUCAGCACAUGUGCCUAUUCUGCGGUUCUGUCCUGGACAAGCAAUGGAAGUACAUAUGCAGGAAAGCUUGGACUCCUCUAUUGCUCUGUUGCCUAAUUCUGAUCUAUCUGAUGUUACUGCUAGGGGCAAUUUGCAGGUGAUAAGUAGUGUUUAUGUGCCUCGGUUACAGGGUGUGGGUUCUGCUGGUAAAGCUUCAACAAGCACAAGUGCUCCCAACUACUAUGGAAUUAGAAUGGGGAGUCCCCAGUCACAAAAAGCACAUGGAGAUGGCGUUAAUAAAGAAGAGGACAAUUAUGAAAGCUUACACGAACCUUCAGAAACAUGUGACAGUGAAUACACUGCAUUGGGUGACAUGUGUCCGAAUUCACAUCCAGAUGAAGAUACAAAUGGCCCUCAAACUUCACAAAUAUAACAGACUCUUAGGCACUAAUUUUGUGAUGCACAUUAAUUUUGAAAGAUGUGGGAAAGAUGGCUUCCAGGCCAAGCAAUUGAAUCGAUGUGGAAGAUUGCUGUGUGCAGAAAGCUUAAAUAUCCUACAUGUGAUGGUCUAUUGCCUUGUGCAAAGUGUGCUUUCAGAUAAACAGGAUGUAGGAUUAUUUGUCUGUACUCUUUAGAAAGGUUCACGUGUAAUAGCCAAAAAUUGCUUCCAGUGGCACAAUACCAACUAUUGGCACACAAUGGCAGCACCAGAUAUUUUUUCUUUUUUUAAAGUGGUAUCACAGGCUAAACCAAUCGCUGCUGGUCUGUACCUAAUGAAGAAUUUGUUUUAAAUUGACAAUAUUGUACCUCUUGCACUAUAUUUUGUUUUGCCUUUUUUGUAGGCUCACAAAAGGGAAAGUUGUCUGCGGCCUUCAAAAUUUACCCCACUAAGAGCCAAAUUAGUGCUUGUUGAAUUCUUCGUAACCUAAUUGGGACAAAGAUUGAUUAUAUAAUUGCUUUAGCUUGCACGUUGUAAGAUUUAUCUGUGACUAAGACUGUCUUAUUUGGACAUUUUGAAGUAGUGUGGUGUACUGUAUCACUACACUUAACCAUCCAGUCCUUUUAAAAAUUGAAAUGUAAAUUGCCAGUAUGUAAUCCAAAAAAAAGUUUGGUUUCUUCAUCAAUAAUGUGCCUGACUGGUGUUAGUAUAGCAAAAUUUGUAUAUAAAAAUAAUCUACUGCUCA
This is a messenger RNA of Carcharodon carcharias (great white shark), 2021 nucleotides long. RefSeq names its product abraxas 2, BRISC complex subunit (gene abraxas2). The coding region runs from base 38 to 1270 and encodes 410 amino acids. NCBI's taxonomy places the organism in Eukaryota, Metazoa, Chordata, Chondrichthyes, Lamniformes, Lamnidae. Gene Ontology annotation, biological process: mitotic spindle assembly; attachment of spindle microtubules to kinetochore; protein K63-linked deubiquitination. Gene Ontology annotation, molecular function: microtubule binding; polyubiquitin modification-dependent protein binding. The transcript has 9 exons. Gene Ontology annotation, cellular component: nucleus. The record is from RefSeq and is a predicted model, not a curated record.